Messenger RNA from Monomorium pharaonis (pharaoh ant), 2815 nucleotides. Its product is annotated as dnaJ homolog subfamily C member 8. The record is from RefSeq and is a predicted model, not a curated record. The transcript has 6 exons. Bases 56 to 835 code for a protein of 259 amino acids. Gene Ontology annotation, cellular component: nucleus. NCBI's taxonomy places the organism in Eukaryota, Metazoa, Arthropoda, Insecta, Hymenoptera, Formicidae.
AUCUUCCACCAGUGGGCAGCAUGAUCGAGAAUUUCGGAGCUUUACAACAAGUAAGAUGGCCUCCACCGACUCCAGCUUACCAAGUGAAAAUCCCGCCAAGAAGGAGGAUGAAUUUAACGAAUUUUACACGGAGGUUAAAGAAAUUGAAAAAAGAGAUUCUGUGCUGACCCCCAAGCAACAAAUUGAUCGAUUAUUGCGACCUGGUUCAACCUACUUUAAUUUGAAUCCAUUUGAAGUUUUACAAAUUGAUCCAAGCACAGCAAUAGAGGAAAUAAAAAAGAAAUACCGUCGUAUGUCAAUUUUGGUGCAUCCUGACAAAAAUCAGGAUGACGCCGAAAGAGCACAGCAAGCCUUCGAAAUUGUUAAUAAGGCGUGGAAAACUUUGGAAAAUGAGGAGACUAGAUCAAAAUGCAUGGACGUUAUUGAGGAAGCAAAAGCGCGGACUGAUCACAUGAUUGCAGAGAAAAAGAAAAAGCAAAAGAAAGAAGGAAAAUCUGAAAACUCCGGUCCGACACUUUUAGAGGAAGAAACUGAGGAAGGUUACAGACACGCAGUUUGGGUUAUGACAAUGAAACUGUUCGCCGAUAUGGAGCGAAGAAGACGAGAAUUGGCCACAAGAGAUGCAGAACAGCGUAAAAGGAAACGCGAAGAGGAAUUAUCUGCGGAAGCUCAGGCAGCAAUGGAACGCGAAUGGCAACGAAACUUCGAGGAGUCCAGGCAAUCACGCGUCGACAGCUGGAAGGCGUUUCAAUCCGGUACAAGCGCCACAAAGCAGAAGAAGGCAAAGAAGCUGAAGGCCUUUAGGCCGCCAAAAACGAAGGCAGAAUCGCGAUAAUCAUAAUCAUCUCUCGUUUUUCUCUACUUCCAGUGUGCAGAUUCUGAUUUUAAUCGACGCAAUGUUUUAUCUUACAUUAGAGAUUUUCUCGCAGUUAAGGUAGGUUAAGAAAUCUAAUACUGCGCGAUCAUUUUAUCUUGAAAUUAAAAGAUGGGAAGAUAUUCUGGAUCCUCGGUCCUUUUGAUUCCAAGCCAUCCAGUUAUGAGACUUAAGACUUUUGAUUUCAAUAUUCAUUGUUUAAGCAUCGAGAUUCAAAUUUUUGUGGAAUAUUCUCACAUUAAUUUCAAUUUCACUCAUCUAUUACAAUAGCGGCCACUAUUAUCUUAGGAUAAACUUUCGACGGCAUCUUUUUAUUUAAUUGAAAUUAAAAGAUUAUCAUCGUAAAUUAUUGAAUCUCUUCUACUUAUUAUUAAAUUUAACUUGAUAUUGCUCAUACAACGUUCAGAGUAAACAAACUUUUGAGAGGUUUAAUAAAAUUAAUUGCAAGUUCAUCUUCUUGCUUAAAUAAUCGUGAUUCAAAGUUAGAGUAAAGGCACACCGAUAUUACUGCGAGUAAAAUCUUCAAAGUAAAUUUGAGCGUUACUGCAAAGGGAAAUAAUACACGGAAAAUGCAGAGUAAUAGUAAAGUUAUUGAAUGAAUGAUGAAUAAUGGCGAAUGCGUCUCUUUAUGUACGUGGUUGAUAGCAGUUUCGUAUGCAUGUUCGUUGCAAAUUCAUUUUGAAAACGGCAUAAAUCAUUAGUCUUUAAUCAAAAGUCUUUAAACGAACAAAAUUGUAAUUCUAAUUUAAAUAUUCUAUUCUAUUUUAUAAUUAAAUAUUUUAUUCUAGUAAACUAAUUUAAACAAGAUAAUAUAAAUAUUUUUGCUUUAUUUAAAUUGUACCCUUAUAUCGUUUUCAAAAUGAACGACUCAAUUGUGAGAGUCUCUUGUGUGUAAAUCUCUUCGCAGAGUUUGACAAUUAGGGAAUUUUUCGCAACGUUGAUGAUUAGCAUAUGUACAAAAAAGAAAAGGAAGAAUGAAAAAGAUACAUUUCUCUGGAACAUUGUGCAUUUGCAGUAUCUUGAUUCAUUGCGCAACAAUUGUCAAUUUUAUAAUCUACAUGUGUCUCGUACUUUUAAUUAUUAAACGUACGAUUGUCCAUUACAGAGAAAGUACACAGUUGGAUACAUUUAAUGUACUGUGACGCGAAUUUAUAUACACAAUAUUAGGGUGACAUCAUACCCUAUUUCUGUAAAUGCCAAAUUCGCGCAAAAAUUAACUUUCAAAAAUUUUAGAACUGAAAAUUAUAUGGAAAUUUAUAAUAAAAGACCAUACAGAUUUAACAUUCUCACACUCACCAUAACAAAGUAAUAUAUGUUAUACAUACAGAAUAUUGACAAAGUCUUAGAACAAUCUGUGAUUUAACAGUCCGAGUCUUAAAUCGUCAAAAUUUUUGGUAUAUCCCGAAAAAAAUUGCUAAAAUCUUAUAAAAUUAUGAUGAAAUUUUCGUGCCAUAAAAAAGGAUCACUUUGCAUUAUUGCAGAGGCCUCGCUGAAUGAGAUCUCGGCUUUUCGAGACGUUAAUUGAAUCUAAACUUCGCUAUUCACAGAGAGAAAGAUUUCUUCAGAUUUAAUAAACCAUUUUAUUCGACUAUUCUAAAUGCACAUAUUUCUUUAGAUUUAAUAAAAUUAAAACCAAAGAAAUAUAUGCUUUGGAAUAGUCGAACAAAACUAUUUAUUAAAUCUAAAAAAAUAUUUCUCUCCGUGUGGGUAUAAUAGCAUGAUAUGAUUCUUUUAUAACUUCAUGAACGCUGCAGUAUUGCGAAUGGCAUCUAGAUCUCGCGAAGAUCUCGAAUGAACGAAAAUGAUUCGUGAUCUUUGGAGUUUAUUGUGAGAUGCGAAUAUGCGUAUAAAUUGUUUCUAAAAGACUGUUCACGCUGCACGAUGUGCCGCAAUUUCAGACAUAAUUGUCUAAUAAUGUGUAUAUAUCGCUACUGAAAUAUA